AUGGUGAAACACUUUGAUGUACAAUCGACCUCCCGCAUCCCCGCUUCCCCUGGUGUCGACCUAACACCGAAGCGAGAUGACGAGAAGGGAGGGAAGUGGCCGGUGAGGGAGGCCAUCGGCAGCAUGAUGUGGGUGUCAACGUUCUCGCGUCCAGACGUCUCGUUCGCCGUGCGUGCGGUAACGCGCCACGUCCACGCCCGGCGAAGAGGGCUGGCCGUGUACUGGGAUGUCAUCCGGAAGAUCCUCGGCUACUUGAAGGAGAAGAGGGACCUCGGCAUCACCUACCAACGGGGAUCGUGGUUAGGGCUGGCCGUGUACGUACACGCCAGCUACGCCGACACGGAGGAUAAGCGUUCGGUGUCAGGGUUGGCGACGACGGUUGGAGGUACCGUAGUCAGUCAUGGUAGCAAGACACAGAGCAUCGUGUAUUUGUCGUCGACGGAAGCCGAGUACAUUGUUGCCGGGGAGGACGUCAAGGAGGCGUUGUUUGUGCGUGCUGUGCUUUCGUUUGUUACCCCAGAGACCAGUGGUAGCAGCAUCCAGGUCCUUGAGGACAACCAGGGGGCCAUAGCGUUGGUGCAGAACCCCCUCAGCUCAGGUCGCACGAAACACAUCGACGUGAGAUUUCAUUUCAUCCGCGGAUUGUUUAGUUCGGGGGAUAUUUCGGUCAAGUCCGUUCCGACAACGGAGCAACACGCGGACCUCCUAAUCAAGGCCUUUAGCAGGGCGAAUCUGCAGUACCACCGGCGCAAGUUGAUGAAUUUGCCGGAGUGGAAACGCAACCAGAAGGAAAGGGGAGACUUCGCCGACACGGAAAAAGCGGAUCCGGAGGGGGUGGGGCUGCGGAUGAAAGACGCGACCGGGUGGCGAGUAAGGCGAUGCCUCGAAAGGGUCAUGCGGCCUACCCGGGGGGGCCAGGGGAAGGAGGCGUCUUCCUUGUCGGCGGCUCAAGACCGCUUGACCAAGGUCCACGCUGGCAACCGUCAGCGCCGGGAGCAGCACGACAAGGACAAGGCGCGGCGCCAGCGGGCCCGUGUAGCUGACGGCCUCCGGGUUGAACGCUCAAGGGGCCCUGCCGCUGCUAUCCCGCCGGAGCCGGUGUCGUCGCCGCCGGCCGCUCCUUCAUACGCGACUGCUGCUGCGAGCCCGGCGACCCGCUCCAGUGGACACUCCUUGGUGUUCAAGAACGGAGACGACCUUUUCGCCAAAGGUCGGCUGUCCGAUACGGUCCAGGCAGCCCAAUUCAACUUCCGCUCGGCCGACAGGGAACGCGUCCUCCUUACGGCCACCCGCGUGGCCGUCGACGUGCCGGUCGGAGCGACCGUCUCCGAUGCUGUGCACGCCGCAAAACACAAUGCGGAGCUUCACGGCAAGGUGGAACUCCUGGUCUCCGCUCUUCGGGCGGCCCACGGCCGCGUGACCCAACAGGUCCAGUGGCUAGGGUGCACCAUACCAUCUGCUGCAGCUCUGGCGCCUGUUCCGUCCGCCACCACCUUCGACCUCCCGCCUCCGCCGAAACAGCACAAGGCCGGUGCUAAGAGUGGUGGGCGUGGGCCGGGUAAGGGGUCAGGGGGCAGCAGUUCUGGCGGCGAAAACGACUCCAACGGUUGGUGUCGCUCCAACGAUUCCGGAGCUGGCCGGUGCCACCAAGGAGGCCGCCCGCGGGACGCAUCUUCGGAUCGGCGCCAAGCGGGAGGCCACCAGCGUGAUGCUGUUCUGACCAGCGCCAGCGUGGCCGUGCUCCUGCUGCUGCCGCCUCUUCUUCAUCUUCGUCCUCCGGGCAGAAGAAGAAGGUUCGGAGGGGCGCCCGCCCCGCCGAUUCGGUCAGCGGAACCAGCUUUGGCUCCGCUUCGGAAAACAGUCUUACUCGGAAGGCUCCCGCUGGCAAACGGGAUGACUCAGGUCUUUCCGCUUCCGGGCAAGUGGUACCGUCGUUAA
Messenger RNA from Ectocarpus sp. CCAP 1310/34, 1938 nucleotides. The record is from the annotation of a GenBank genome assembly. Lineage: Eukaryota; Phaeophyceae; Ectocarpales; Ectocarpaceae.